Molecule: messenger RNA, 3140 nt
Organism: Pyrus x bretschneideri (Chinese white pear)
Lineage: Eukaryota; Viridiplantae; Streptophyta; Magnoliopsida; Rosales; Rosaceae
Product: protein EIN4
Exons: 2
Coding region: 646-2916 (756 amino acids)
Biological process (GO): phosphorelay signal transduction system; response to ethylene
Cellular component (GO): endoplasmic reticulum membrane; endoplasmic reticulum
Molecular function (GO): protein binding; ethylene binding; ethylene receptor activity
Source: RefSeq, a predicted model, not a curated record
ACUAAAUAAGUUAGAGCCUUUAAACUUUUAAUUUUCGUUUCUGCAACAAGUUGGUGGCGAAAGAUCGAGUCUUUGGCUUUGAUUAAUGGUGGGUUUUGCCUAAAAAGUUGGAUUAAAGUAAAAAGUUUCCAACUUUCGGUUUCUAAUUUGGACACGGGAGGCACGAGGUGUGUUGCUUUUGCUUAGAUUUUUUUUUUUUUUUUUUUCCAGAUUUUUUUUUGCUUCUGUUUCUUGUUUUCUCUGAGGUUUUGAUUAUCCGAAAUCAAGCUUUUAUUUGUAAUUUUUGAAAUGAAAGAACAGCAGAGGAGUGGAUUGCAGAAAGUUUGUAGGGAAAUUUAGAUUGGAUAGGGAGAAAAAUUUGGAGUUCCUGGCAGAUGAGUAGGUUAGAUCUUAAGAAUUUAGGAGGGGGUUAUGUCAGUCCCCUCCAGCAAUCCAGGUUGGUGUUUUCAGAUCUUGGAAUUUGGAAAAUAUGUUUUGAGAUUCUUCAUUUGGGAUUAAAGUGAUAGAAUUUGAGUAGUAUUCGUUUUUUUUUUUUUUUCGGUUUUUGAGUGAGUUUUGGUUGUUCUGGAGUUUGAAAAAUCGAAACUUUGAUAGAAGGAGAAUGAUCUGAACAAAAUUGAUCACUUGGGGAGGGUGCAAUCUGCAAUGUUAAGAGCAUUAGCAAUUGGAUUGUUGGUUUCGUGUUUCGUUACGUUAGUGUCAGGCAGUGAUCAUGACUUUGCACAUUGUAAUUGUGAUGAGGAGGGUUUUUGGAGCAUUCCAAACAUUAUAGAGGGCCAAAGAGUGAGCGAUUUCUUGAUUGCAAUUGCAUAUUUUUCAAUCCCUAUAGAACUCCUUUACUUUGUCAGCUGCUCGAAUUUUCCGUUCAAAUGGGUUCUCCUGCAGUUUAUUGCAUUCAUUGUACUCUGUGGCUUGACACAUUUGUUAAAUGCUUGGACAUAUUAUGGCCGUUACACGUUCCAACUGAUGCUGUCCCUCACCAUUGCCAAGUUCCUCACUGCCCUGGUCUCUUGCGCAACCGCAAUAACCCUUUUAACUCUGUUCCCUAUGAUUCUCAAAGUAAAAGUGAGAGAAUUGUUCUUGAGGCAAAAUGUGAUGGAAUUAGACCAAGAGGUUGGGAUGAUGAAGAUACAGAAGGAGGCGAGUUGGCAUGUUCGAAUGCUGACACAGGAAAUUAGGAAGUCACUUGACAAGCAUACCAUAUUGUAUACAACUCUGGUUGAGCUUUCAAAGACGUUAGACUUGCAUAACUGUGCAGUUUGGAUGCCAAAUGAGAAAAGAGGAGAGAUGAACCUGACCCAUGAGUUGAAAGCAAGUUCUUCGCAAAAGUAUCGCCUUUCUAUCCCAAUUAAUGACCCAGAUGUGUUAGAGAUAAGAGUGAGCGAGAGGGUAAUGAUCCUGAGACCUGAUUCAACGCUGGGAUCUGCAAGUAGCGGCGAGUCUGCUGAAUCAGGUGCUGUAGCAGCAAUCCGGAUGCCAAUGCUUCAGGCUUCAAAUUUCAAAGGGGGUACACCACAGUUGGUUGAUACUCAUUAUGCUAUAUUGGUUUUGGUUCUUCCAAUUGCAAAUUCUGGAGGUUGGAGCCAUCAUGAGCUGGAGAUAGUGGAAGUUGUGGCUGACCAGGUCGCCGUGGCUCUAUCCCAUGCUGCAGUACUUGAAGAGUCUCAACUAAUGAGGGAGAAACUGGGUGAACAAAAUCGAGCGUUGCAACAAGCUAAGAAGAAUGCAAUGAUGGCUAGCCAAGCAAGGCACUCGGUUCAGAAGGUAAUGAGUCAUGGAAUGAGAGGGCCAAUGCAUACGAUUUUGGGUUUGCUUUCGAUGUUUCAAGAGAAUUUAAGUUUCGAACAGAGCAUUAAUGUGGACACAAUGGCAAAAACUAGUUAUGUUCUCUGCACUUUGAUAAAUGAUGUGAUGGAGAUGUCAGCAAAAGAUAACGGAAGGUUCCUAUUGGAGAUGAAACCGUUUGAACUACAUUCUAUGAUCAAGGAAGCUGCUUGCCUUGCCAAAUGCUUGUGUAUGUAUAAAGGGUUUAGCUUUGAAAUUGAUGUUCAAAGCUCAUUGCCUAAUCAGGUGAUAGGGGACGAAAAAAGGACUUUCCAAGUGCUCUUGCAUAUGAUUGGGUACCUAUUGAGCACCUAUAAUGGUGGGGGGACUGUCAUCUUUCGGGCUAUUUCUGAAAGUGGUAGUGAUGGCCCUGAUGAUAGAUUGCAAGGAAUGUGGAGAACAGGUAUUCCAGAUGAGUACAUUUGUAUAAAGUUUGAAUUUGAGAUUAGUGAGGCAAGUUCUUAUCCCGGCGGAUUAGUAGCAUUGACACACGAUGAUGGUAGGCGGCAUGACAAUGAUGAUAUCAAAAGGGGCUUGAGCUUCAGCAUUUGUAAGAAGAUUGUUCAGAUGAUGCAAGGCAAUAUCUGGAUAUCCAUGAAUCCGGUGGAUUUUGCAGAAAGCAUGACACUUGUUCUCAGGUUUCAAAUCGUCUCGUCUACUGGGAGAGCCAUAUAUCCCCUCGGAAAUACAUUGGAGCAACCAAAUUCGAACUCCCAGUUCAGUGGCCUUCGGGUUAUAGUAGCGGAUGAUGAUAACGUAAACAGGACUGUGACCAGUAAGCUGCUCGAGAAACUUGGCUGUCAAGUUACUGCUGUGUCUUCUGGGUUUGAAUGCCUGAGUGCCCUUACUGCUGCCGAAAACUCUUUUCGAAUUGUUGUUUUGGAUCUCCACAUGCCGGAAAUGGAUGGGUUUGAAGUGGCAAUGAGAAUCAGGAAGUUCUGCAGCCGUAGUUGGCCAUUGAUCAUAGCCCUCACGGCAACUGCGGAGGAGCAUAUAUGGGAGAGAUGUCUGCAGCUGGGAAUGAACGGAUUGAUUCGAAAACCUGUUCUUUUGCAAGGAAUGGCGGAUGAACUUUGUCGAGUUCUGCAAUGAGCACAAGUUGUAGAGAGAGAUGGAAUCCAACUUUAACAUGUCAAACUUAGUUUUUACUCAGAAAAUAUAGUAAUUAGAUAUUGCUAAUUAACCUUCAUAUCACAAUAUGUACUGAGUAGUGAGUUUAUUUGUUGUUGAUGUUAAGCCAAGGCUACUCACAUUGAAGUAAAUUCAAUGAUUAUUCUAACUCUACUAUUCAAUCCAAUGAUUUAAUUCAAACAAAA